Messenger RNA from Populus euphratica (Euphrates poplar), 849 nucleotides. Its product is annotated as transcription initiation factor TFIID subunit 11. Bases 154 to 747 code for a protein of 197 amino acids. NCBI's taxonomy places the organism in Eukaryota, Viridiplantae, Streptophyta, Magnoliopsida, Malpighiales, Salicaceae. The transcript has a single exon. The record is from RefSeq and is a predicted model, not a curated record.
AACGUUGAUAUUAAUUAUUUUGCAUUCAUAUACGCACUUACAUGCCCCGGUACAGUAAAAUGUUUGAACCCUAAAAUUAAUUUCAAUUAACAUCAUUAGAAUAUAAAAAAAGAGGAAGGCCUGAUCAAUCGGGAUUUUCAGCAAAGGAGAGAAAUGAGCAACAAAAAGAAGUCCACCGCAGCAAAAACUGAAGAAGAAGACCCGGUGGAUCAGCUUCUUCAAUCAGCACAAGACGAGUUGCUUCUAAAACUCUCUGUCGAUUCUCACAUGUCUCGUGUCUCUCCCGAUUACCUCCUCCCUGAUCUUGACCGUCGAUUCCAAGCCCUCAAAUCCAGACCCACCACCACCACCACCACCACCACCACCACCACUCAAUCCUCAAUCAUCAUCUCCAAAUCACGACCGUCUAAAUCUAAAGAUGAUGUUGACCCUGAUGAUCUGUUUGCUAGAUUUGCUGCUCUCAAAGCUCCUAAUAACACGAUUAGCAGCAGUACUGUUUCGGGUCCUGGUGGAUUUGAUCAAGGAGGUGAUGAAGACGAAGAAGAUGAGGUUAAGAAGAUUAUUAGGUGGGCGAAGGACUCUUCUCGUCUCGACCAUUCUCCACCGUCUGACGAGGAUGAGGAUGAGGAUGCGGAUGCGGAUGAGGAUGAGGAUGAGGAUGACGAUGACGAUGACGAUGAUCAUGAUGAUAGUGAUAACGACGACAAGGGGGGUAAUGUUCGCGUAAAGGGUCAUCAUCGGAAAUAGUACGAGUAUCUUGCGACAAGUCGUUUGGUGAUUUUUUUCCCGUGAGAGAGAAUUGUUUUCUUUUUAAAUGAUCUUCUUGUAUAAGAACAAAGCCUUUUUUUU